Molecule: messenger RNA, 1978 nt
Organism: Camellia sinensis
Lineage: Eukaryota; Viridiplantae; Streptophyta; Magnoliopsida; Ericales; Theaceae
Product: cyclin-L1-1
Biological process (GO): regulation of transcription by RNA polymerase II
Molecular function (GO): cyclin-dependent protein serine/threonine kinase regulator activity
Source: RefSeq, a predicted model, not a curated record
CCCAAACGGAGGCUAAAUAACUCCCCCAAAUCCACGAAAUGAACACAACAUGGCAAAUUAGGGCUAAAUUCUGAGUGUCUCCCCCUCUCUCUGUAUCUUGCGACACUGGCAAGGCAGUGAAUCCGACAAUUUUCCCGAUCAGUUCUCUUGCGAGUCCGGUCGUCCACCAAAGUUUAGUUCUAGCUUCUAGCUUCCAGUUUAGGGAAUCUUGUUGAGGUCUUGUAUCAACCAUGAUUUACACAGCAAUCGACACCUUUUAUCUAACGGAUGAGCAGCUACAAAAUUCACCUUCUAGGAAAGAUGGCAUAGAUGAAGCAACUGAAACAACUCUCAGAAUCUAUGGUUGCGACCUCAUCCAAGAAAGUGGCAUUUUACUUAAACUACCUCAAGCAGUAAUGGCUACUGGUCAGGUUCUAUUUCAUCGAUUCUACUGCAAGAAAUCAUUUGCUCGUUUUAACGUGAAGAGAGUUGCUGCUAGUUGUGUUUGGCUUGCAUCAAAACUUGAGGAAAGUCCUAGAAAAGCAAGGCAGGUACUCAUUGUUUUCCACAGAAUGGAAUGUAGGAGGGAGAACUUACCAAUAGAACAUUUGGACACAUUUCCUAAGAAAUAUGCAGAGUUGAAAAUGGACCUGAAUAGAACAGAGAGGCAUCUUCUGAAGGAGAUGGGUUUCAUCUGCCAUGUCGAACAUCCUCAUAAAUUUAUAUCAAACUACCUUGCAGCCCUUGAGACACCCCCAGAACUGAGACAAGAAUCUUGGAAUCUUGCAAAUGACAGUUUGCGUACGACUUUGUGUGUGCGGUUCAAGAGUGAGGUUGUGGCCUGUGGGGUUGUAUAUGCUGCUGCUCGUAGAUUCCAAGUACCCCUUCCUGAGAAUCCACCGUGGUGGAAAGCAUUUGAUGCAGAUAAAUCUGGGAUUGAUGAGGUUUGUAGAGUUCUCGCCCAUCUUUACAGCCUUCCUAAGGCAAAAUAUAUACCUGUCUGUAAGGAUGGGGAUUCGUUUACAACGUCUAAUAAAUCGUGGGAUUCACCAUCUCAGCCAGUUCCAAAGGAAGGUUCGCUAAGUGUCCCGCCUGCAAAUAAUGAUACCAGUACUCCCAAGGCAGCUCCGGCCACAGCUAAUCUGGAAUCUGGUGGGUCCAAGGGUGCACUGAUAAAAGCAGCACUUGACAAGUUGAAAGAGUCUAAGAAGAGUGGUGAUGAUUCUGAAAGCGUGCCUGUUGAGGCAGAGGCAAAAGAAGAACCUGUAUCCAAAUUGAAAUCUGAGCGUAAGAUGGACGCAAGUGGGGAAAGGAACAAGGAGAGGGAUUGGGCUAGGGACAGGGAAAGGGAGAAGGAGAGGGACAGGGACAGGGACAGGGAAAGGGAGAAGGAUAGACUAAAGGUACGGGACCAUGAUAGGGGAAGGGAUUCUGACAGGGAACGAGAGCGAGAGGACAUUGAAAGGGAAAGAGAGAAAGUCAAGGACAGAGGUCACCGUUCUAAGGACAAAGGAAAGGAUUCAGGAGGGCAUUCAGAUAAAUCGAAGCAUCAUUCAUCUCGAGAUCGUGAAUACCAUGGCUCGUCUUAUUCAAGGGACAAGGAUCGUCACAGACAUCAUUAAUAUUCUUGAAAUCCGAUUUCAAGGUGAGCUUGAUUGAAUCCCGUUUUUUGGCAAAAUUAGUGACUGAAUUCCAAUUUCAAUUGCGCCCACCUUGCAAAGAGCAAAGUUGGCUUGAUCAGUGCGAAGGUUCAAGACUUAACCGAGCCUUAGCAGAACAUUAAUUGUUGUUUUUUUUUCUUUUUUCUUUUUAAGUGCUGCUAUACAUCUACUGAUCUUUAGCAUAGUCUUAUUUCACAGCAUGCAUUGUAUGAUCAUGGAAAUAACUUGCUUGGCUCUUUUUUAUAUUUUAUCUUUUAUAUAAUUUAUUUUAAAUUCAAAUCAAUCACAAGUGUAUCUCAACCCAACAAAAUUGGACAAAUAGUCAAUUACUUGCAACA